UGAGCAUAAAAUUAGUUCUCGUCGGCGUCUCGUAGAGUCAAUACCAAAUCAAAAAAUUCGUAGUUUUAGAAAAGUUGUAUGUUUCAGGAGCAACAACAAAAAGUUAUAAUUCUCUAACUCGUGAUUCAAAAAGUUUUCAAAUUGAAAUAACAAAAUUCAAGUGUAAUAUUAUUGCGGAGGACGAAAAAACCGUUCAGCUGUCACCAUGUUUGGACUGACGCGAAAGAUCCUUUUUAGGGCGACAAAACGCACUGAGCUAUGUCGUCGUUACGCCUCGCAGGCGAUCAACCAGAUGCUGCAGCUCCAACAGAUGGAUAUUUGCGCCGACCAGCCAUCCCGAGGACUAGUAAUCGGUGUCUAUGCGGAUGAAGAGGACAAAAACGAUGCAGGCAUCCUGACACCAACUGGCUGGCGCUAUAACAUCCAGAAGACUAGCGGACGUUUGAUUGAAGUGCUGCGCAUGUCUGGACCCAUUCCCAAGCGUGGCGAGGCUCGUUUGCUCUUUGCCAUCGAACCCGACCGUGUGCCAUACUAUUCCGUGGUGGCUGUCGUCGGACUGGGUAAGGAAUGCUUGGGAUAUAAUCCCUACGAGGUGCUCGAUGAACAAAAAGAGGCUAUCCGCCGCUCUGUGGCGGCUGCCUGUCAGAUCCUGGCAGAACUGGACACGGAUCGUAUUGAAGUUGAGAAUUGCGGCCAUGCUGAAUCGGCUGCUGAGGGAGCAGCCCUGGGCAUUUGGGCUUAUCAGGAAUUGCGGGAUCCCAAGACACGUUUAUCCGUGCCAACCAUUGACUUGUACGCCACCAAGGACGAGGUCUGUGAUAUUGAAGGAUGGCGCAUCGGACUGCAGAAGGCGGCGGCUCAAAAUCUAACAAGACAGCUGCAGGAGAUGCCCUCCAAUCUGCUCACACCCACUGCUUUUGCCCAAAAUGUGGUGGAAGUGCUCUGUAAGUCUGGCGUGAACGUGGAGGUCAAGGUUGAAGGAUGGGCCGAGAGCCAAUCGAUGCACGCCUUCCUGGCUGUGGGCAAGGCCUCUUGCGAACCUCCCAUUUUCCUCGAGCUAAGCUACUAUGGCACCUGUGCCGAGGAGCGUCCCAUCGUUUUGGUCGGACAGGGCAUCACUUUCGAUGCUGGCGGCUUAUGUCUAAAGAAACGUAAGGAACUGUACAAUAUGCGAGGUGACAUGACUGGUGCUGCCGUGGUUGUGGCCACCUGUCGUGCUGUUGCCGGUCUACGCUUGCCGGUCAACAUUCGCGGCCUGAUCCCACUGUGCGAGAACGUGAUUGGUUGCAACUCCUUCCGCCCUGGCGAUAUGGUCAAAUCAAUGAACGGCAAGACCAUUGAGAUCCAAUGUACAGAUCAUGAAGAUGUUCUUGUCUUGGCCGAUGCCCUGCUAUAUGCCCAGAACUUCUGUCCCAAGUGCAUUAUUGACAUUGGCACUUGCUCCGGCUACAUGCGUCAAGCCUUGGAUGAGGCUGCAUGUGGCGUCUUUACCAACUCUGAAAUACUCUGGCAGCAGAUCAAGCAUGCCAGCAUGCACACUGGCGAUCGCGUCUGGCGCUUCCCAUUGUGGAACUACUACAGCAAGGCUGUCCGUUCCGGUGGACGCAGUGAUGUCCAGAACUACGGCAUUGGCCGUGGAGGUCGCCCCUGCAAGGCUGCUGCCUUCCUACGUGAAUUUGUGCCAUGUGGCCAAUGGAUGCACAUUGAUGCCACCAAUGUGAUGGUCACCAAUGGACUUGACUUUGAAUAUUUGCGCCGUGGCAUGGCCGGACGCCCAACUCGUACUCUAAUUGAGUUUAUUGCUCAAACCAUUUGUAAGGACACAGCCCCAAAAAUGGGCCAAUAGAUGACCAAGAUGUCGUCUCCAAGUAUUAAUCUUGUGAAUUAAUCUCCAAUAGCCCAAGUAUAGUCGACUCGAAAUUUAUCGUGAAAAUUAACGCAAUUUGUAAAUGAAAAAAUAAAAGUGCACACCAGAAUUGAA
Messenger RNA from Drosophila willistoni, 1981 nucleotides. Its product is annotated as cytosol aminopeptidase. The record is from RefSeq and is a predicted model, not a curated record. The transcript is spliced from 3 exons. Lineage: Eukaryota; Metazoa; Arthropoda; Insecta; Diptera; Drosophilidae. Gene Ontology annotation, biological process: proteolysis. Gene Ontology annotation, molecular function: metalloaminopeptidase activity; manganese ion binding. Bases 206 to 1846 code for a protein of 546 amino acids. Gene Ontology annotation, cellular component: cytoplasm.